Molecule: messenger RNA, 303 nt
Organism: Arabis nemorensis
Lineage: Eukaryota; Viridiplantae; Streptophyta; Magnoliopsida; Brassicales; Brassicaceae
Source: the annotation of a GenBank genome assembly
AUGUGGUUCUGGCCAGAAACGAGUGAGGUUAAGAGUGAUUCGAAAGAAAGCCUAGAACUCUCUGUUCACAAGAUCUAUGAAGUUUUGGCUCGAAUUCCACCACGAGAUAUGCUAGCAUCUAUUUCAGCUAAGAUAGCUUUCAAUUCAACUAGAUUCGCUAAGCGGAUGGAACAAGACAGCAGUAAAGUUCCCUUUGGGAGAUCGACACUUUGCGUCACCAUUACUGCCCACCUGUUUCAAGGAAUGAGAUGGGAAAAGAAGAGAGAUUUUCUUAUCACUUGGUCACUUGAGUUUUUGGCUUGA